Anoplophora glabripennis (Asian longhorned beetle) is the source of this 1135-nucleotide messenger RNA. Its product is annotated as methionyl-tRNA formyltransferase, mitochondrial. Bases 18 to 1043 code for a protein of 341 amino acids. Gene Ontology annotation, molecular function: methionyl-tRNA formyltransferase activity. The record is from RefSeq and is a predicted model, not a curated record. The transcript has 5 exons. NCBI's taxonomy places the organism in Eukaryota, Metazoa, Arthropoda, Insecta, Coleoptera, Cerambycidae. Gene Ontology annotation, cellular component: mitochondrion. Gene Ontology annotation, biological process: biosynthetic process; conversion of methionyl-tRNA to N-formyl-methionyl-tRNA.
UAAGAUUGUUUAAUCAAAUGGGUAUAUUUAAAAAUGCUUUUAAAAAAAUUCAUAGCAAUAGUUUUGCACAAAAACCACCAUGGAAAAUUUUAUUCUUUGGUACUGAUGAAUUUUCCGUGUAUAGUCUAAAAGCUUUAUAUCGUGAAUACAUUAAUGGAACAGUAUUAAAAAAACUGGAAGUCGUCACCACUACAAAAGGAAAAGCUAAUCCUGUUAGAAAAUAUGCAGAUGAACACAAAUUGUUAAUACAUAGUUGGCCCGUAACGGUACCAGAAUAUGUGUUUGAUGUUGGUCUUGUUGUAUCGUUUGGACAUUUAAUACCGGAAUCUGUUAUAAGUAAAUUCCCAUUAGGUAUGCUAAAUGUUCACGCAAGCUUAUUACCAAGGUGGAGAGGAGCAGCUCCAAUUAUUUACACCUUGGCAAAUGGUGACACAGAAACAGGGAUAACGAUAAUGAGGAUACGUCCCAAACAAUUUGACAUUGGUGAAAUAUUGAUGCAAGCUAAUGUUCUUGUAAGUAGUCAUGCAAAGAUGCCUGAAUUAUAUGAAACACUAGGUGGUUUGGGUGCUAAGUCUUUAAUAAGUUGUUUAGAAGAUUUACAAGAAAGACUAGCAAAUGCAAAACCUCAGCCUGAUGAAGGUGUUACGUUUGCUCCUAAAGUCAGUUCGGAAUUUGCCGUUGUUUCUUGGGAGGACAUGACAUCCACUCAAAUUUACAACAGGGAAAGGGCUGUGACUGGUUUGUUUUCAUUAACUUCCUCGUGGAAUGGGAUUCCAGUGAAACUAGUGGGUGUAACGGAUUGUAAAAACUGUGAUGCACUUUUAAAUAGUAAAGACAGUGUACCUUUAAAACCCGGUUUUGUGAAAUAUGACAAGAAACGGAAAACUUUAAUUGUAGUAUGUGCAGACAAGACUUUGAUAAGUGUGGAUAAAAUUGGAAUUUUUGGCAAGAGAGUUAUGACUGCCAUGGAGUUUAAUAAUGGUUACAUUAAGAAAGAACCAGUAGAGAAUCGAUGUUUUAAGUUUCGUAGAGGAACAACCUGAGAAAAUGUCACCGAUAUGCCCCUAAGGGAAUACGUGGAGGUCUUCAUCACUCUGGCUGUGGGCUGUUUCAUCGUUGUGGGUCUGCUGUUGUG